Molecule: messenger RNA, 2000 nt
Organism: Oryza brachyantha (malo sina)
Lineage: Eukaryota; Viridiplantae; Streptophyta; Magnoliopsida; Poales; Poaceae
Product: putative clathrin assembly protein At1g25240
Exons: 1
Coding region: 516-1739 (407 amino acids)
Biological process (GO): clathrin-dependent endocytosis; vesicle budding from membrane; clathrin coat assembly
Cellular component (GO): clathrin-coated vesicle; clathrin-coated pit
Molecular function (GO): SNARE binding; phosphatidylinositol-4,5-bisphosphate binding; 1-phosphatidylinositol binding
Source: RefSeq, a predicted model, not a curated record
CCACAAGAUCAGAACGAUGACCAAAUAAAGAAUGCUUCACGGAUGAUGCAUACUUGAAGCAGUAGUGUGCACGAAACACAACACGGAUGUGAGCUCCUCUCCUCUUCUCCUUCCUCCACGCGACGCUCGAGCUCUCGCCUCUCGGCGCCUUGAGAAAAUUUAGAAAAGCUUGACCUGGCCUUCGCCGAACUCUGUGCCAUCUGGCUGGCCAUAUUUUCUCUCAUCCUCCCGUGCCGACCAAUUGGGGCUUCGCCUCUGCUUCCUCUCUCUCUCUCUCUCUCUCUCUCUCUCUCCUCGCUCCCUUACUGCCCAACACGUCGCUGCCUCUCUCGCUCGCCUCGUCGUUUCUUGUUUCGCUCUGUUGUUUCUUGGUGUUUGGAUCGGUUGGCAUUUUCGAACGGCCGGGAGCUGGUAGCCGUCGUGUCUUUGAUUUUUCUGGGGCUCUCGUUGAGCUCGGUGGCGGUGGCGGUGGUGGUGGUGGUGGUGGUAGUGGUGGUGGCGGCGACGGCGUGGCAAUGACGACCGCGAGGCAGUGGUGGAGGAGGGCGGCGGCGGCGGCGAAGGAUAGGAGGAGCCUGUACCUGACGCGCGUGGCGGCGCUGCGGCCGGCCACCUCGGCGGCGGCGGCGGCGCUGAGGAACGCGGAGCUGGAGGCGGCCGUGAUCCGCGCGACGAGCCACGACGAGCGGUCGGUGGACAACAGGAGCGCGGCGAGGGUGUUCGCGCUGGCGAACGCGUCGCCCGCGGUGCUGCAGCCGCUCAUGUGGGCGCUCGCGCGGCGGGCGGGGCGGACGCGGUGCUGGGCCGUGGCGCUCAAGGCGCUCAUGCUCGCGCACGGCCUGCUGCUGCGCUCCGACCUCGCGCCCCGCGCGGCGCGCCUCGGCCGCGUCCCCUUCGACCUCGCCGACUUCCGGGACCGCUCGUCGUCGCCGGCCAAGACGUCGGGGUUCUCCGCCUUCGUGCGCGCCUACUUCCACUUCCUGGACACCCGCUCCCUCUUCGCCGCCCAGGACAAGGACGCCACCAACAGCAACAACAACAACAACAACAACGCCGACGACGAGGACGCGCGCCUCGACGGCGUGUCGAGGCUGCAGCACCUGCUCGACCUGCUCAUGCAAAUCCGGCCGUACGGUGACGGCAUGGAGCAGGGCCUCAUCCUGGAGGCAAUGGACUGCGUCGUCAUCGAGAUCUUCGAGGUGUACAGCCAGAUAUGCACAGGCAUCGCCCGGUUCCUCGUCGGCGUCCUCGGAUCGGCGCCGACGACGCCGAGGCAGCGGCCGGGGGAGACCCUCACCGCAGCGAGGCGGCGGCGAGGGGUGCAGGGGAUGCGGGUGCUGCGGAAGGCCUCGGAGCAGAGCACGCAGCUCACGUCCUACUUCGAGCUGUGCCGGAGCCUCGGCGUGCUCAACGCCGCCGAGUUCCCGGCGGUGGAGCGCGUCCCGGACGGCGACAUCAGGGACCUCGAGAAGCUCAUCAUGAGCCACGUCGAGGACAGCGGCAAGGAGACCAAGGUGGCGAGCGAAGAGAAGGCGUUGGUCGCCGUGGAGGACACCGGCGUGGCCGUGGCGUCGAAGACGGUGGUGACGAAAGACUGGGUGGUGUUCGACGACGACGUCGACGGCGCCGGCGCCGGCGCCGGCGCGAGGCAGGGACAUUUUGGUCACUACGUGAACCCGUUCCUCGGCGCGCCGUGGGGGGGGCGCGAACUUGUUAGUUUAGACGGUGUGAUGAUGUGAGCGAUGUCAAAGUUUUUUUUUUUUUCUACGAAAAAUAUCGCGGUGUGUCGAGUUUGAUCUACUUCUGAGAUUAGAGGAAACGAUGGAGUUGGGGUUUCUCUUGUCUGCGUGUAAAUACUGAUGUGUUGUUCAUGGUAGAUGGAUGAAUGAGCAUCCAUAUUCCAAGACGUCUGUCUCGGAAUGAGUUAUAUUCGUGGUACAACUUACAUGUACAUCAAAAUUUUGCAAAGAUUUAUGAGAUUUUCUAAGGAUAUUGUGGUG